UCUUGUCCCGCAUCAACUUGAAAACCAACAACAUCAAGCCAUCCAUCCAUCCAUCAAUCCAGCCCACUCCAACUACCUCAACACUCUCUCCGUAUCCCUUGAUCUCCAUUCUCCUGAGACGGACAAUUUACUCCCGUUGCGCCCCUUGUCCUGUCUUGCUUUGCUUUUUCUUUUUCUGCCGUUCCCGCCGUGAGCGCAGCCAGCUAAUCCCUUCUCCAUCGCACUACUUGCCCGCAACGACACGCCAUGGAGCCCAUCGUCGAUGCCGAACAGGCGAGGAAGUUGUCGCUUUUCCGACCUCUUGGUUACCAGCGCAAUUCCUGUGGUUACUGCAAAUCUGAUAAUGGAAGUGCCUCCUACUACGCUAGUUCGGUUUCUGUACGCCCGGCGCAUUAUGAAGCUCUGGUCAACAGGGGCUGGCGAAGGUCGGGGACACUGUACUACAAGCAGAACCUGCAACGAUCAUGCUGUCCUCAUUAUACGAUGAGGCUCGAUGCCUCCGCCUUCAUGCCUAGGAAAGACCAACGGAAGGCUAUCAACCGUUGGAACAAAUUCGUUCUAGGCCCGGAGUAUAUCCGUAGAGCGGCAUACCUCUGCCCCAAGACACGGGAGGAGAAGAAGCGUCGCAAGUGCAACUUUGACCUUCUCGGUGCAGUCCACGAGGCCGAAUACAGCAAUGUGAAGCGGCCCAUUGACCCCAAAACUAAGAGACCUUUGGAACCUGCUCAUCGAUUCGAGGUCAAUCUGGAAGGCGACUCCAUCUCUCAAGCCAAAUACGAACUUUUUCUCAAGUACCAGACCAAAGUCCACAAAGAGGAUGCUUCCAAAUGGGCAAACAAAGAUUUCAAGCGCUUCCUUUGCUCGGGAAUGACUCGAUCUCCAGCAAAUGCUGCCAAAUCAGAUGAAAAGAAGCUGGGCUCGUGGCAUCAAUGCUACCGGCUGGAUGGCAAGCUCAUCGCAGUGGCGGUCUUGGACCUUAUGCCAAAUGGUGUGAGCUCGGUCUACAUCUUCUAUGACCCGGAAUACGAGCAAUGGGAGUUUGGGAAACUCAGCGCAAUGCGGGAAAUCGCUUUUGCCAUUGAAGCGCAAUACCAGUACUAUUACAUGGGCUACUACAUCCACUCCUGCCAGAAGAUGCGCUACAAGGGAACGUUCCGUCCGCAGUACAUCCUAGACCCCGAAAGCCAUACAUGGGACCCUCUUGAUGGCGAACUAUCCAAGAAGCUCGACGAACGGCCCUACGUAUCGCUCUCACGGGACCGACAAAACACAACCACAACCACAACCGGAGACAACAACACAGCAACACAAGAAGAAGCAGACGCCGAGAUCAACGACGAAGAAGUCUCCCUCUUCGACCUCAACAUGCCCGGUAACAUGACUCUCGACGAAAUCAAAGCGCUGGACCUAGAUCACUGGCUUCUGCUGGUCCACGGUACUUUCGUGCAUAUGAUUGACCUCGUCGGAUGGGAGAAAAUGCCCAUUGAUAACCCCCAGUCCGUCAAAGGUAUUAUUGCCGAGUUGGCGGCCGUGCUGGGCCCGGAGGUCGUUAAGAACAGUGCUGUGGUUCUUUUCGAUUAGCGGGGUAGUGAGGAUGUAGUAGUUAUCUUGCACGUGUCUGUUCAUGUGGUGGAGAUCGUAUAGUAUUUACUACCAUUCAGCGGGGUAAUAUGCCGAUACUUGUAGUAAAAUAUGAAAGCCAAUUUACC
Molecule: messenger RNA, 1709 nt
Organism: Aspergillus costaricaensis CBS 115574
Lineage: Eukaryota; Fungi; Ascomycota; Eurotiomycetes; Eurotiales; Aspergillaceae
Product: arginyltransferase
Exons: 11
Coding region: 247-1581 (444 amino acids)
Biological process (GO): protein arginylation
Cellular component (GO): cytoplasm
Molecular function (GO): arginyl-tRNA--protein transferase activity
Source: RefSeq, a predicted model, not a curated record